CAAACUCGCGGGAAUAUGCAAUCUCAAAUAUCAUCAUGCCAGAAAAUAGAAAAAAAUAAGUGAUAUGAAAUAUAUUUGAAGAUGAAUUAUGGACGAGGAAGAUUUUGAAUACAUUCCUUUAACGAAAAAGAAGAAAAAGAAUUCGGUUACAGCAGAUAAAAAGAAAAAGGAAGAAAACACUAAAAAAUUAUCAAGAAAUAAAAAAGGAGACAAUAAUAAGGCACAAAAUAAGGUAGAUUCUACUCCUUCAAAAUCUCAGGGACAACAUGGACAAACUAGACAUAAGAGAAAGACACCAAAGAGCAAAACUCCUAAAAAAGAAAGAAAGAAGUAUGAUGGAUAUUGUCCUGUUUGUCAGAUGCCAUUUUCUGCCUUAGUGAUGAUAGAAACUCCUUCCUGGCAUGCAGCAGAAUGUAUAGAUAACUAUAAACCUGAAUCAGAAUGUUCUGAAGGAGCAGACUGUGAUUGUACAAUACAAAGCCAUUUCUGGAGGUUUAGUCAUAAUCAGUUGGCAGAAUAUAGACAAAGAAAAACAAGAGCUGACCAGAUAGACAAACAAAAGAAAGGCAAAACUAGACUUAACUUUGAUGGAAGUAAAACUUGUUCAGAAACAGAAUUUGAAUUGUCUGAAAAUGCAAAGAGCAGUAGUUCUGUCUCCUCACAAAUUGUCACACACAAUACCUCUAGUAACUCUCACGUAGUCAUUGAUAUAUUUAGUUCAUGUAAAUCUGGAUCCUCACAAGAAGACACUGAGUAUAGUGUUGCAGUCAUAAACAAUACUACAAAUAGCUCCCCAGAAGUCAUGAAUACAUGUAGACCAUCCAAAUCUCAGUCAUCACCAGACUACACUGAGUAUAAUGUUGUAGUCACAAAUGAUACCUCAAAUAACUCCCAAGAAGUCAUGAAUACCAGUAUAUGUAGACCAUCCAAACCUCAGUCAUCACAAGACUACACUGAGUAUAAUGUUGUAGUCACAAAUGAUACCCCUAGUAACUCCCAAGAAGUCAUGAAUAUAUCUAGUCCUUCUAAAUCUGAGUCUUCACAAGAUGUCACAAACAAUACUUCUAAUUACUCCCAAGGGGUAAUGAACAAAUGUAGUGGAUCUGAUUCUAAGUUAUCAAAAGAUGUUUUAGACGAUGAUGAUGAAGUGAAAAGUCCAAGAGAUUUAACAAGUUAUCUUGAAGAGGCAUUCAAAGAGGCAACAUAUUGUUCUCAGAAAAGUGAAGUGAUAACCUCUGAUGAACCUCUAGAAUCAUUAGAACAACGUGAACAUGACAUGCAAACAAGUCAGUAUGGGAAAUCUGGUGUUGGUGUUGAUUGUGCAGAUAUAGAUUCUUGUCUCAGCCAACCUCUCUUUGAAGACGAUGAGAUAGUACAAAGUGGUAAAUCUGUAUCUGAUAUUGACGCCAGUCAAGAUAGUAAUUCUCAGUCAAAGUCUUUCUUUGCUAAUUACCGGAGAAGGAUGGAAAGUGUAGAAAACACCAAUUCUAAUGACUCGGAAAACUCACAAAAAUUCUCGCAACAAAGCUGUAAAAAAGAUUAUCAGAUUGUGAAUAGUGAGCUGACAUGUCUAAGUUCUCAAAAACUAGAAAUUGAGGGAAAUGAAUUUGCUGAUAAGAACCCAAGUGAUGUAGAAUUUAGUAAUAUUGAAAUGACAAAUAAGCUUCCUACUGAUCCAGAUCUUUGUAUAAGUAAUGAGCAGAGAGACAAACAUUUAGAUGAUUUAGUUAUACUAGAUACAGACGACACUGAUAGUGAUGUGCAAUAUAUCUCAACCUGUGAUGUUAAAAAAUCUGAUAGCGUCCCCUCCUCUCAUGGAUCAAUUAACUCUGCUACAAUGAAUCGGACAAAAGGUGCAAAAAAGUCUAAAGCUGUUAAUCUAACGGGAUCAAGUAAAAAAUCUAAAUUGUCAAAACAACAAUCGGAUAUGAAAAAUCAGCCAUCUUUGUUAUCAUUCUUUUCAGGAUCAAAGACAGAUAAGGGGUCGAAAGAUAAAACAAAUGCAAACAAUAAUUAUAUUUUAAAUAGUUCUAACAAUUUUGUGAGUAUUAAGAGUAAAUUGAAUGGUGCUAUUCCUAGUCAGCUGUCCAGUACAGAAUCAUGUGACAGUUUUGUUAAAGAGAAAAAUGUAAACACAGUUUUAAUGAAUUCUAUGAAAAGAUCAACAACGGAACCUUGUAAAGAUUUAGACGCUACCUCAAAAAAUUAUAAACCUGCGUUAGUAAAAAAUGCAUCUGAUAUUUUAAUGAGUUCAGUUAGCAAACAUGUUAAAGAAAAAGAGUCACUUCCGAGGAACAGAAAAAUGAUAACUAAAGAUGACAAAGAGUUACAAAAUGUACUUGGUGUGGAGAACAGUGGUAAAGGAAACCAGUCAACUAAACCAGUUAGAUAUUGUCCAUUUUACAAGAAAAUACCAGAGACAGGAUUUACAGUAGAUGCCUUCUGUUAUGGUAAUGUCCCAGGAUGCAAAGCUUACUUCCUGUCACAUUUUCAUUAUGACCAUUACAGAGGACUAACCAAAAAAUUCUCCGCUCCAAUUUACUGUAGCAAGGUGACUGGUAACCUCAUCAAAUCAAGGAUAGGAAUCAAUCCGGAUAUAGUCCAUGAUUUACCCAUGAAUACACCAGUCACUGUGGAAGGCACUGAGGUCUUACUCCUAGAGGCUAACCAUUGUCCGGGAUCUGUCUUGUUUCUGUUUAAGACACACCAAGGAAAGUUAAUAUUACAUACUGGAGAUUUCAGAGCUGAUCCGUCCAUGGAGGAAAUGAGUUGUCUACAGAACGUACGAAUACAUCAGCUAUAUUUAGAUACGACAUAUUGUGAUCCAAAGUAUGCAUUUCCACCCCAGAAACUUGUGAUUGAGUUUGGUGUUUCCUUAGUGGAGAAAAUACUGACAGAGAAGCCUAAAACCUUGGUAGUUUGUGGAUCCUAUACAAUAGGGAAAGAGAGGAUAUUUACAGCCAUUGCGAGGAGAUUUGACUGUAAGAUAUGUGUUCAAAGAGACAAAUACAAAGUCCUGGAGUGUUUAGAAGAUCCCGAUCUGACAGCCAGAUUGACAUUAGAUGGCAACGAAACAUUCCUCCAUGUCUUACCAAUGAAAAAACUUAAUCUACAAGGCUUACAUGAACACAGAUCUAAGUUAAGAACAGAGUAUAAUAAUGUGGUAGCCAUAGAACCAACAGGAUGGACGUACAAUGAUAAAAUGGUGUCAUUAGAUCAAAUCAAACCAAAAGGAAAUAAAGAAAUUCAAAUAUAUGGAUUACCAUACAGUGAACAUAGUAGCUAUCUAGAAUUAAAAAGAUUUGUACAGUAUAUCAGACCUGAUCAAAUAUUGCCAACGGUAAACAAUGGCAAUCCAGCUUCUCGUAGGAUGAUGGAAUCCUUAUUUGAAUCAUGGAUGACAGACGACAAGGCAGAAAAUAAACCAAAACAGACUAAAAUUGGAGCUUGGGCAAAGUAACUCUUAUUGAAUGAUAAUACAUAAUGAUAAGUGGUUAUAAGUGAUGUGGAAGAAAACUUGUCUGCAGGACAAAACAGAAAUGAAUCCAUGCAGACAACAAUGAAGGAUUGGACAAACCUGUAUAACAAAAGAUAGAAACAAAGUCAAAGAGAACAUGACAUUUUGAGAAAAGCAAAGUAACAUUCCUACAAGACAAAAACUAAAGUAUUUAGAAACAUUUCAACUUGGUGCGUUACAAAAUCACUUUUGCAGAAAAGGCAGAAAUUUAUUACCAAAUGCCAAUUGGAACAUGGAGUAGUGACCAAUAAGGGGGGAUGCCAUCGUUAAUGCCAAUUGAAUAAAAAAUGUUGUCAUUUGUUUACUGUUUUAUUUAGAUAUGUAACUGCAUGUACUAACUAUUUGUUUUGUA
Mytilus trossulus (common blue mussel) is the source of this 3869-nucleotide messenger RNA. RefSeq names its product DNA cross-link repair 1A protein-like. Bases 89 to 3460 code for a protein of 1123 amino acids. Gene Ontology annotation, molecular function: damaged DNA binding; 5'-3' DNA exonuclease activity. Gene Ontology annotation, biological process: double-strand break repair via nonhomologous end joining; interstrand cross-link repair. The record is from RefSeq and is a predicted model, not a curated record. NCBI's taxonomy places the organism in Eukaryota, Metazoa, Mollusca, Bivalvia, Mytilida, Mytilidae. The transcript has 11 exons.